AGAACAUUAUCAUUGCAAGUUCGCGACAUAACGUGGACAUCCUCAAUUCAGGGUUUAUAAAACCAAUACAAAUAGCUAGCUACCUAUAAGCGAAUGAAUGUUGUUUGUACAACUAUACUAGCAAUCAGUUAGUUAACGUUAAACUAGAGUCCAUGUCACCAGAUAAUAGUUAGCAUGUUAGGUUUAUCCAGAGAAUGCAUGCUAACUUAGUGGGAGGGACAGUGCAUUUGACAAGAACUGAACGCUGUUCUGAAAACAUCUGGCAUCGUACGAAUUACUAAAAGGACCAUUUAAUCAACGUUAGUUAGUUGUCACACACUUCAAUGACAUGGUUAGCAAGCUAAUGUCAGUUUAGCCACCGCACCGGCUGAACCUGACCAUUCACUCUGCACCACACACCAUCUGCGGCCUGCGGGUUAGCGCGCCCUUGCAAUGUUUGACAUGGCUCGUCAACGCAUACGGUGUACAUAUUUGUCAUAUAUGUGUACGACAGCACAAUGCUCAAAAUCAUGUUUUGAAAUAUACGUAAUUUUGCUAUUAAACGUUACCAUUGUGGGAGGAACACCAACGCGCUGGUCCUGGCGAACAUAAUUACUUCGAUGAAGGUCAGACUCGCAGGACUGCGCAAGCGCAAGUAAAUGGCAGGAUGUGGACGGAAAAACAAACCUCGCGUUACUUCAAAGUACACGUAAAAUGAUGACGAAAUACCAACGGAAGCGGCAGAUUUUUAGGAGGAAGGAGAAGUGCAUAACAACGUUUGAACGUGUUCGAGGCUUAUUUCGAAUUUAAAUAAUUUAUAUGUAGACGAUUAUUAUUUGACAUGGGGAAAGAGGGUUUUCUAAGCCCAAAGGCGAUCGGGAAUAGGAUCAAAGCAAAAGGUCUUCAAAAAUUGCGAUGGUAUUGUCAAAUGUGCCAGAAACAAUGUCGAGACGAGAAUGGCUUCAAAUGCCACUGCAUGUCCGAGUCCCACCAGAGACAGCUGCUGCUGGCCUCGGAGGACCCCAACAAGAUCAUGGACAACUUCUCACAGGAGUUCAAGAAUGACUUUAUUGAGCUGAUCAGAAGACGCUUUGGAACCAAGCGAGUGCAAAACAACAUUGUCUAUAACGAGUACAUCAAUGACCGAGAGCAUGUCCAUAUGAACUCCACCCAGUGGGAGACUCUCACUGAAUUCACCAAGUGGCUGGGGAAAGAGGGUUUCUGUAAGGUGGAUGAGACACCCAAAGGCUGGUACAUCCAGUACAUCGACCGUGACCCAGAAACCAUCCGGAGGCAGGAGGAGCUGGAGAAGAAGAAGAAGCAGGACCUUGAUGACCAGGAGCGCAGUGCCAAGUUCAUAGAGGAGCAGGUCCGCCGGGGCCAAGGAGGCAGGGAGCCAGAGGAAGCACCAGUUUUCACUGAGUUGAAGCGAGAAAGUGAAGAAGAGAAAAUUACCUUCAAUCUGGCCAAGGGCUCCUGUUCCUCUGCGGAUGGCCCAUCUAAAGCCAGUGUGGCCCUGGGUCCCAGUGCCCUGAAGGCAGCAGGAUCAGGGAAAAGGAAAGAUGCGCCCUCCACCUCAGAAGCCAAAGAGAAGAAGAAGAAGUCGGCCCUGGAUGAGAUCAUGGAGAUGGAGGAGCAGAAGAAGAGGUCUGUGAGAGCGGACCACUGGCUGCACCCCGGCAUCGUAAUCAAAGUUGUUACCAAGAGACUGGGGGAGAAAUACCACAAGAAGAAAGGAGUCAUCAAGGAGGUGCAGGAUAAAUACACGGCCGUAGUGAAGAUGAUUGACUCAGGGGACAAACUGAAACUAGACCAGAGUCACCUGGAGACGGUCAUCCCUGCACCAGGUAAACGGGUCCUGGUUCUGAAUGGUGUGUACAGAGACACAGAGGCCCUACUGGACUCCAUAGACGAGAGAAAGUUCAGUGCCACCCUCACACUUGACUCGGGUCGGAUGAAAGGGAGGAGGGUGGACGGGAUCGCCUACGAGGAUUUCUCCAAAAUGGCCUGAUCUAUCAUGACUUCCGUUACAUGACAGCGUAACCCAAGAGCCCCUACCCUUCCACUGAGAGGCCCAUCAGCUGAGAGACUCUACUGUGUCAGAGUUACCCUCUGUAAAUAUCCCAGAAUGCAUUUUCUAUGGAGGUAUCACUUCCUGAGUUAGCCGAGUAAUGAUUGGGGAGGGGGGGGGGGGUUGUAUUUUUAUUUUGUAUUGUUAUUAAAUGGUUCUCUACAAAUACAUUUUAAUGUUGUAAUAUUACUUAUUGAAUGAAGUACAACACAAUUGACCUAUGAAUUGAUUGAAAAACAUUUGUAUUUUGCCAUGUAAGAUGAGGUCUGAGAAAUACAACAGUCAUUGGAAGGUUCUGGUUAAGACGUCUGUGUGUGUGUGUACAUAAAGUUCAAAGCCGACAGUGUAGUCUUCAUGAAAAUAAAGAAACAUUCACACAGCUAUA
Messenger RNA from Oncorhynchus kisutch (coho salmon), 2435 nucleotides. Its product is annotated as DNA/RNA-binding protein KIN17. Gene Ontology annotation, biological process: DNA damage response; DNA replication. The record is from RefSeq and is a predicted model, not a curated record. Lineage: Eukaryota; Metazoa; Chordata; Actinopteri; Salmoniformes; Salmonidae. Gene Ontology annotation, molecular function: double-stranded DNA binding. Bases 821 to 1990 code for a protein of 389 amino acids. Gene Ontology annotation, cellular component: nucleus. The transcript is spliced from 12 exons.